AUGUCGUCAACACCAAACAGGACCAGCAAAAUCCCUCGACCGGGGACAAUGUCACCCCGGGUCAGUCAAGGAAGCAAAAGCCCUCCAGGCAGUGGGAGCUUCCAAGAGAACAAAAGCACCCAGUCGCCACAAUCAGCAGUUGAAGCUCCUACAUCUGCUCCUAUUCAAGAUGAAAUCCCACUUGUCUCUGGAUUGACACAAGGACUUGAAGACUGCAACUGGGAACAACUGCAGGGGAAAUAUGCCGAUGCAAUGGAGGAACAUGGCCGAGUCGAAGAGAAUCUUCGUGUUGAAACGGCAAAGCUUCUUGAAGUUUUCAUGGCAUGGUCUCAAACUACCGUUUCGCAAGAUGAGAACAGGGCUUUGAAAAGGUUCGAUCAAAUCCAGCUUUGGCCUAAGAUAACGAACGCAUAG
Penicillium egyptiacum is the source of this 414-nucleotide messenger RNA. Lineage: Eukaryota; Fungi; Ascomycota; Eurotiomycetes; Eurotiales; Aspergillaceae. The record is from the annotation of a GenBank genome assembly.